CUAUUAUCUAAAGGUUCGAUUCUUUUUUUCAUCUCUUAUCAUCAUAACGAUGGUCAUCAUUAUUAUGAUUGUGGUCUCGAACAGUGAGCGGCAAAGUCAGAGUCCGAACGUCUGGCAGUAGACCGAGAGAUUCCUGCACAUCGCGUUGAGAGCCGGCAAAAAUCUCUUUUUCAGUUGCUCCCUUAUGAACCCAUAUACCUAUAUUUAUAAUUGCUGAGCUACCUUGCUUACACUCGAAUACCGGUGUCUUAAAACUUUUGAGAAUUUGAAAAUCCAAAAUUUUUGGUGAACAGUGAACGUAAUUGUUUCCGCAUCUUAAAAAUCCGGAGGGUCUUUGCAGCUUUGAAAUAAUUAGACGGUUUCUAAUUUCAUCCGCGUUUCCUGAGUAAUUAGGAUCUCAUAUAAGGCUGUCAUCAUGACGAGUCAUAAUUCGUGAUUAAGAUCACUUUUUGUAAUAUUGUUGAAGUCUGUCGAAGAUUAUAGCGUGCCAUUUGACAGUCUCGAUUUUAUACUGUAGCAUACAAAGUAAACGCUCACCGAAGGACGUCAAUCAACAUCAUUUGACAAGAUGCGUUUAAUAACGACGUGUAUUCUCAUAUGCCUCGCGGGGCAAGAUGGAUUCUGUGCUAAAAUUCUGGGCCUUUUCCCAGUUCCUGGAAAGUCCCAUCUCUCAGUAACUUCGUCUGUUAUGCACGGCCUGGCUAAAAAAGGACACGAUGUAACAAUAUUCGUUCCAUUCUCAACAGGUUUCAACGCAUCGAAUUACAGAGAAAUUAUUUACGAUAUCACCCGAUUGACUCCAGCCAAUUUUGAUAUGAUGGAUUUCGUCAAUGCAAACUUCCUUCGCGCGCAACUGGCGCUUUUUCAAAUCGGAAUUCGGUCGACGGAAGCUGCUGUGAAGAGCCCAGAGGCACAGGCUUUGAUUAGAUCGGAAGAAAAAUAUGACGUUAUCGUUAUGGAACAAUUUGUGAACGAGGCAUUCAUCGUUUUCGUCCAGAAAUUCAAAUGCCCCGUCGUUCUCAUCAGUACCUUCGGUACAACUUCGACGCUCAACCGAAUUUUCGGAAACUCGGCACCAUGGAGCUAUGUGCCAUCGGAAUUUUUAUGGUUCACCGACAGAAUGACUUUGUUAGAACGGCUACAAAACGCUCUUGCUAUUAUAUACGUAGACGUAUUGAGAAAAUAUUAUUACAUGCCUGAGCAACAAGCAUUAGCAGAAAAAUAUUUUGGAGACUCCGGCGUUGAGAUCACCGAUUUAGAGGAAACCGAGAGGCAGGCCAAUUUUGUUCUGAUAAAUACCCACCCCGCAUUCUCCACACCACGUCCAUACAUGGCGAACAUGAAGAAUGUUGCCGGAAUGCACAUCAAACCUAACAAGCCGUUGCCUUUGGACUUGCAGAGAUACAUUGAUUCUUCAAAGAAUGGUGUAAUCCUCUUCAGCCUCGGAUCCGCAAUGCAGAGUAUACUGAUCCCGGAACAUUUAACUCAGGCGCUUAAAGGAGCCUUUGAACGUUUGCCUUUCGAUAUCCUGUGGAAAUGGGAAAAUGACACUAUGACUAACAAGCCAAAGAAUGUACGGAUAGGGAAAUGGCUACCCCAAAACGAUAUACUGGCUCACCCGAAUGUGAAGCUGUUCAUCACUCACGGUGGCAUAUCCAGUACAAUGGAAACGGUUCAUCAUGGUGUUCCAGUUGUCGGCAUACCACUUUUUGGUGAUCAAAAACUCAACAUAAAUUUGGCUCGAGCGAAAGGUUUUGCUGAGAAAUUGGACUUUUCAACUAUGACAGAGGACGACAUUUAUAAUACUAUUUCUAAGGUUGCAAAUGAUCCGAAAUAUAUACGAAAUAUACAGAAGGUGUCAGCGUAUUGGAAGGAUGAGAUGAAUCAUCCCUUGGAUCAGGCUAUACAUUGGGUAGAAUAUGUUAUGAAGCACGAUGGUGCAAAUCAUCUCAAGGCUGCUGUGACGGAGCAAAACUUUGUGCAAUAUUUUUUGCUGGACGUAAUAUUUAUAAUAAUAGCAACGCUAGCGAUGAUAAUCUUUGCAAUGCAUCAGGCAUUGAGACUGAUGUGCAAAAGAUCCAAACCUAAUGCAAAAUCGAAAAAAACUGACUAGUUCAUGUCCAUUAAAGCUUUUAGAUGCUCACGUUACGGAUAGUACUUCACAAAAAGUUAUGUAAAUCCAUUUCUGGUGAUAAUAAAUUUUUUCACGCAAUAAA
Messenger RNA from Athalia rosae (coleseed sawfly), 2216 nucleotides. RefSeq names its product UDP-glycosyltransferase UGT5-like. Bases 569 to 2113 code for a protein of 514 amino acids. The record is from RefSeq and is a predicted model, not a curated record. Gene Ontology annotation, molecular function: UDP-glycosyltransferase activity. NCBI's taxonomy places the organism in Eukaryota, Metazoa, Arthropoda, Insecta, Hymenoptera, Athaliidae. The transcript is spliced from 8 exons.